Exophiala oligosperma is the source of this 366-nucleotide messenger RNA. RefSeq lists its product as uncharacterized. Lineage: Eukaryota; Fungi; Ascomycota; Eurotiomycetes; Chaetothyriales; Herpotrichiellaceae. The coding region runs from base 1 to 366 and encodes 121 amino acids. The record is from RefSeq and is a predicted model, not a curated record. The transcript has 2 exons.
AUGGUGAAGGCCGCUUUAGCGGCCUUCGAGGAAGCCGGUGUCUCUCCCAACGACAUCGCUGUGCACGAAAUGCACAAUUAUUUCUGGCCAAUGAGCUCAUCACCAUCUAUGGCUUUGGGCUCUGUGGACCUGGGAAGCCGCACGAGAUGGUGCGGAGCGGCAACAUUACCUAUGGUGGUAGCUGUGUCAUCAACUCAUCCGGUGGCCUCAUUUCGAAGGGGCAUCCUCUGGGCGAGACAAGCCUUGGCCCAGUUUGCAGAGCUGCACAAUCCUGGACUUGGUGGCGCUGUUGUGAUCACCGUCCACAAACGAGCCGAUGCAGCGAAGAACAAGUUUAUCAGUAAUGCAGAAGUUGCGAAAGCAUGA